Molecule: messenger RNA, 1860 nt
Organism: Microbotryum saponariae
Lineage: Eukaryota; Fungi; Basidiomycota; Microbotryomycetes; Microbotryales; Microbotryaceae
Source: the annotation of a GenBank genome assembly
AUGGGUCAAGCACUUUCGUUCCCAUCCAAGUCGUCGUCAUCGUCAUCGUCGCACGAGCGUCCGGGACUGGCACCGGAAACAGCGUCCCAUAAAAAGUGCGCCACUUUAUCACAUCAGUCGCUUCGCUUAGUGCAGCCCUUUCAAGCUUCAAGCUCCAGACGAUUACAGACCGAUCGAGAUCCAAACUCGGAUCCGGCUCGAAUCCGGCCUAUGCAAAUCACCAAGUCAUCGCUGGCACAGCCUGGUCGGAUCAAGAGCUUUCAGCCCAACACGAUCCCGCCGCCGCCCAAGGCCCAAACUGGAUCACUUAAUUCCUCAAUCACAUCUAUACCCGCUGGUCCUUCGACGUCGCUCCCACCACUCGCACGAAACCUGCCCGUCUCACCCGCUCUCGAGAAGUUCCGCUAUCGACCGCCACCCGAGCCGACCUCAGACGAAAGAAGCACCGAUCAAGCCUCCUGCGCCCCACAAUCACCACGCAAACGAAUCAAGAUCCAACCCAUUAGUGAGGAUACCGAUAUCACUGAGUGCAAGUCGUACACCGGCACGGCUGAGCCUACCGCUCGCCCACCACCUCUUCCACCCCCACCGACGCUGAUCCUGCUACCCGAGUACGACGAGUUUGGCGAGAUCGUCACACCAGACCCACAAUCUUCGCAGGAUCAUACGCGACCAGACUUACUCUCUCAAGAUUGCGAAUCGAACGGUCAAACUUUCGAAACCGACUUGUCGUCAUCGAUUGAGCUACCCAGUCAGCUUGCUCGGCGUAUUCGGCUGGGUCAGUCGAGCACUCAGCCUCGCCCUCACUCGAUUCACGGAAGGGGUUCCGGCUUCGGCACGCAGCCAUCGGAUCCCGACGAGGUUGAUUGCUACGAUGAAACCGAUCUCGGGGAACGGGAGACGUCAGAAUAUCUCUCCAGGAUCCUUGAGGAACUCGAAGCCAGUGGCAACCUCGAGGCCGAUCUCGCCUUUAGCGACGACGAAAAGGACGAGCUCGAAGCCGCCGUCCCCGUGUCUGCUGCAGAAGGGACCGACGACCGGUGAGUAGACAUGAUAUUCUAGCUGCUGAACGUUGGUGAUGCACGAUUUGACUGUGAAGACCUCUGGACCAUGAGCAGCUCGCAAGAACCUCCACCCUCGGCCCCAUGGGGAUCACCGAAGCCCGCCCCUAAGGCGUUCGGCUCGGAAGCAAAUGAUAUUGCACCAUUCGCGAAUCAUCAAAAGGGGAGCCAAGUGCAUGCAGAUCCCUGUUCUUCUUCUGCUCUCAAGUUCGGGACCGACCUUCUCGAUCUAGUGUCGUCCCCGUCGGGGCCUCUUCGCGCACUCUCAAGCGAGGCCGCCGAAGACAAGGUCCAGAGACCGUCAGUCGAGCCUCGCACACCUCUGGGACCAAGAACGAGCCCGCCCGCACCGCCCAAAGGGAAUCUCAUACCUGCUCAUCCAAAAAGAAAAUGCACCUCGCUCGACUACCUCAUGGCCAAGCACACACCCGUACCCGAACGACCGACCCACCGCCUCGUGCCGCUAACCCCUGAAGGUCUAACGACUCACCUCACGCGCAUGCUCGAUAGCUAUCGCGGCGAAACGGCGGCCACGAAAGCGCUCGUCGAGAGUCAUCAGAUGAUCAUCGAUGAACAAAGUGAUGAGAUCGUGCGAUUGCGAGGCGAAUUGAGGCGACUUGAACCAACGGAACGACGGUGCGAAAAUUUGACCAAUAGGGUUGAGGUACUUGAGCAGAUUCGGAGGGGUUUGUUGGAUAUGCUGGAGGACAAGGAGAAUGAAUGUCAGGCUCUUCGGAGUGAGCUAGAGUGCUAUAGGGACAAGCUUGAAUCGGAUGAAGAGAAGGACGCCGGUCAGUAG